This is a messenger RNA of Sphaerodactylus townsendi, 7239 nucleotides long. It is a transcript of the gene ADAMTS5, whose product is annotated as ADAM metallopeptidase with thrombospondin type 1 motif 5. The coding region runs from base 1 to 2742 and encodes 913 amino acids. The record is from RefSeq and is a predicted model, not a curated record. Gene Ontology annotation, biological process: proteolysis; extracellular matrix organization. The transcript is spliced from 8 exons. Lineage: Eukaryota; Metazoa; Chordata; Lepidosauria; Squamata; Sphaerodactylidae. Gene Ontology annotation, cellular component: extracellular matrix. Gene Ontology annotation, molecular function: metalloendopeptidase activity.
AUGCUGCUGAAGUUUGUUUGCUCUCUGCUGCUGCUGGCUGUGAGUUUGCACUCUGCUGCUGCCUCCGCCGUUGCCGCCUCUGGAGUUUCCCCAGCAACUUCAGCACCUGCCUGUGAUAAAGCUUUGCAGCUCUCCACAGCGGCAACAAUCGCGGGACUCGAGCAUCCCUUCCUCCAUCAGCGGCGGGAUCGCGAGCACCGAGCCAGCGGCCUCGUGGAGAGCAUAGACCGGACCUACUCGGGGGGUGGCAAGGUGGGCUACGUCCUCUACGCGGAGGGGAAGCGCUUCCUCCUGGAUUUGGAGAAGGACGCGCGCCUCGGGUCUGCCGAGCAGCUGCUGCCAGGCAAAGGCCACUGCUACUACCGGGGCACGGUGGAUGGGAGCCCCAAGUCCUUGGCCGCCUUCAACCUUUGCGGGGGGCUGGAUGGCUAUUUUGCGGUCAAGCAUGCCCGCUACACGGUGAAGCCAUUGCGCCGGGGGGAGGAGGAGGUGCAGCCUGCUCGGGAGAGGAUCUACGGGGAUGAGGCCACUCAGGUGCCACACCUCUUCUUCAGGGAUCAUUUCUGCUUUCAAACGGUGCCUUCACGCCCCAGCUGUGAAACUCACAGCUCCUCCAGGUCCCACUUUCUGGAUCCAAAAAGGGUGAUCAAGGGGCAAGAGAUGCUGGAGACAAAUUCCACUGCCAGGGCAGCACUCUCCUCUGUCUCCUCUAAAAGCAGGAAUAAGCGCUCCAUCUCCAGGGCCAGACAGGUGGAACUUCUCCUGGUGGCUGAUGACUCCAUGGCCAAGAAAUAUGGAAAAGGGCUGCAUCAUUACCUGCUGACGUUAGCAACCAUUGCCUCACGUCUUUAUGGACAUGCCAGCAUUGAGAACCAUAUCCGCCUGACAGUGGUGAAGGUGAUAGUGCUGGGUAACAAAGAGAAAGGGCUGGAGGUAAAUAAGAAUGCAGCCACCACGCUCAAGAACUUCUGCAAGUGGCAGCACCAGCACAACCAACUGGAUGACGAUCAUGAGGAACACUAUGAUGCUGCCAUCCUCUUCACCCGUGAGGAUUUAUGUGGGCAUCAUUCAUGUGAUACUCUGGGAAUGGCUGACGUUGGAACCAUAUGCUCCCCUGAGCGCAGCUGUGCGGUGAUUGAAGAUGACGGCCUCCAUGCAGCUUUUACAGUGGCUCAUGAAAUUGGACACCUUCUUGGACUUUCCCAUGACGACUCCAAAUUUUGUGAGGAGAAUUUUGGUUCUAUGGAAGAUAAGCGACUUAUGUCUUCCAUCUUAACGAGCAUUGAUGCUUCCAAACCAUGGUCCAAAUGCACAUCAGCAACGAUAACAGAAUUUCUGGAUGAUGGCCAUGGUAACUGUUUACUGGAUCAACCACGAAAACAGAUCUUGGGGCCGGAGGAGCUUCCAGGACAAACAUAUGAUGCCAUUCGUCAAUGCAAGCUGGCAUUUGGGCCUGAGUACACAGUGUGUCCUGGAAUGGAUGUGUGCUCUCGUCUGUGGUGUGCGGUUGUUCGCCAAGGCCAGAUGGUGUGUUUGACGAAAAAGCUCCCUGCUGUGGAGGGGACGCCAUGUGGAAAAGGAAGGAUCUGCCUUCAGGGGAAAUGUGUUGAUAAAACAAAGAAAAAAUACUAUUCGGCUUCAAACCAUGGGAAUUGGGGAUCCUGGGGGCCAUGGGGACAAUGCUCUCGGACCUGUGGUGGAGGUGUUCAGUUUGCCUAUCGUCACUGCAAUAACCCAGCACCUCGAAACAAUGGACGAUAUUGCACAGGAAAGCGAGCUAUUUAUCGCUCAUGUAACAUCAUUCCCUGUCCUGUCAAUGCUAAAGCUUUUCGUCAGGAACAAUGUGAAGCAAGAAAUGGCUACCAAUCAGAUGCAAAAGGUGUCAAAACCUUUGUUGAGUGGGUUCCCAAGUACGCCGGAGUGCUUCCAGGAGAUGUUUGCAAGCUCACCUGCCGAGCCAAAGGAACUGGCUAUUAUGUAGUUUUCUCUCAAAAGGUGAUUGAUGGAACAGAAUGUCGCCCAUAUAGUAAUUCAGUCUGUGUCCGUGGCAAAUGUGUGCGAACGGGAUGUGAUGGCAUUAUUGGCUCAAAGCUCCAGUUUGAUAAAUGUGGGAUCUGUGGUGGAAACAACUCUAGUUGCACAAAGAUUAUGGGAACUUAUAAUAAAAAGAGUAAGGGUUACACAGAUAUCGUGAAAAUACCUGAAGGAGCAACACACAUUAAAGUUCGACAGUUCAAAGCAAAAGACCAGAGUAGAUUCACAGCCUAUUUGGCUCUGAAAAAGAAAAAUGGUGAGUACCUUGUCAAUGGAAAGUACAUGAUCUCAACUUCAGAAACUAUCAUCGACCUCAAUGGAACUGUCAUGAACUACAGUGGCUGGAGUCACAAAGAUGAUUUCUUGCAUGCAAUGGGAUAUACAGGCACAAAGGAGACCCUUAUAGUACAGAUUCUUGCAACUGACCCAGCUAAAUUAGUAGAUGUCCGCUACAGUUUCUAUGUGCCAAAGAAACAAGAACAAGUCACAAACUCUGUCUCAAGCAACAGCAGCAGUAACAAAAUGAUACCAUCUCUUAUCCAGCCCCAGUGGGUGACUGGACCAUGGCUUUCCUGUUCUCGAACAUGUGACACAGGCUGGCACACAAGAACUGUCCAGUGCAAAGAUGGAAAUGGAAAAUUAACAAAAGGAUGUCUUCUGUCUCAGAGACCUUCAGCAUUCAAGCAGUGCUUGCUUACCAAAUGUUAACCUGUGGUUGGUGCUUCUUUAGGAAAAAGUCUCAUGAAGACAUAGUCAACAGACUGACACCAAGGUCUACCUGGCACAGAGAAAAGCCAGUGCUUCAGUAUACUUCCAUAUCAUCUGAAGUUAUGGGCAGAAUCUGCCUAAUUGGACCAAAUGAAGAUAUGUAGUGCUCUGAGUGAUUGCAAGGUGAUCUAAACAUUUGUUUUCAAAAGCCCUCUAUACCUGCAGUUAAAGAAGACGAUAAAUCAGUGAAUGGUGAUCAUGGGAUAUCUAAAGGUUACAGAAUAAUUUCCCUUUUUUCACCUACCUCUAACACAGUAUGUCCUUACACAUCUUGUCAUAUUUGUCCAUGAUACCAUAAUAGUUUGUUGUAUACUAUUUGUAAAUACCUUUUCUUCGGUAUAUCACUUUAUAUCACUUGACCUUCUUUCAAAAGACCUUUCUGUAUGACACAAGUGAUUGACCAAAGUUUGUCUGCAGCCAUGGGGCAUUCUUUCAUCUUUUUUUUUCAGGCUGUGGAUCUUUUACUGGAAAAUUAAGAGCUUGCUGCUUUAGGGGGGGUGGGGAAAGAUUUAAUACAUUUUUGACAACAGGAAAUUCCAUUAUGGGAAUUUCCUAACAGUGAAUUAAUUUCUAUAUUAAUAUCUUUCUUUCAAGAAAUUUUCAUUUGUGUGCACUUCUGCAGCAAGAAAAAAAUAGCUGCCAGUAUGCUUCUUUAACAAAACAAAAAAAAGGACAUACUCUAUUCCCUACUAGCAAUGCAGAUGAAAAGAAAUUAUCAAAAGUAGAGUUCAGCUCAUGCUCCUUAUGAACCUUUAGGUAAUGCACCUUUUCUGUAUGGUAUGGAUGCCAAUGGGAAAAGAGGAUUGAUGAGGAAAAAUGCACAUAUGGAAAUUCCAUCAUUCACAGGAGACAGAUGAUAACAGUAAGAUGUGGCGAGUCACUGACUCAUGCCCUAAGUGGCCAAUAAUGCAAAUAUUGUGAAACCUAUUCAUAUCUUCUAUCUCUAUUAGCUUCACUGUGCCUUCCUCUAGAAAUCUAAUGACAUAUAAUGUAUCCGUUAUUUAAUGAAGAAGCUAAAAGUCAAAAGCAUGUAAGUGAUUUAUAGUGUAAUCCUAAGCAGAGGUACACUCUUUCAUAUCAAUUGAAUAGAAUUCUGCUUAGUAUUGAAUCUUUAAUGUAUUUAACAAUACUUCUUAUCCUGGUAUACUUUUCACCAUCCUGAACACCCUAAUCCAGAGAUCUGCAGAUGCUCAGAUUUGUACACAGUCUCCUGUGUGUACAAGUUGCCCAUUAUUUCAAUAGCAGGAACCAGUUUGAAUAAGCUUUUGAACAACUAGAUUGGAUUCUUCCUUUGAAAUGAAUGGAAUGUACAUCAAAGGUUCCUUGACUCAAUGGAGGGAGGCAUCUAUGCUCAAUUUCAUGUUGUUGUUGGCUAAUUCUUUAAAGCAAAAGAAAACAAAUUUGAAGGUUUCGCAUUUUUUUACAUUAAUGGCCACAAAGAAAUUAAACCGUGUUUAGAUGUAGUAGCUACAGCUAGUUCUGCCACAGACCAAAAUAAUUUUCCCCUGAGAUGACAGGCAAAGGAGCUUUCCAUUUUAGAAAAAUAACCGAUAAAUACCUCACAGGAAAUCUGGAGAAAUUAAUGUGUGAAUGUUUUUAUAAUAUGGAUAAAAUACUAUAUAUGGGUAUACAGUAUGAAUUAAAAGAGGCUACACCUCGCCUCAGUGCCUUACAUAACUAAUGAAGCUAUAUAAGUACAGGCAAUUAUAACUUCUUGAAUUCCCAUGUGAGUUUAGUUUAGUUUGAUGGAGUCUGUAUCAAGGGUCAAUAAUCUUUUUUGAGCCUGUGGGCACCUUUGGAAUUCUGACACAAGGUAAUAGGUGCAACCACAAAAUGGCUGAUACAGGAGGCAGAACCAACCAUAAAAUGGCUGCCACAGGAACCAGUCACAAAAUGUCAGGGAGCGAGGUUACACAUUAGUCUUAUAGUAACUCUCCAACACUUCAGACAGAAGCACUGCUUAAUAGAAUACUUUAAAAUUAAUAUAGUUUUUAAAAUAUUGUCUUCCUUACACACAGCUUAUCUUUAGUCAAGCAAUGAAGAGCCUUGUGCUGUGGUGACAGCUGCUGCCAAUUUUUUUAAAAAAAUCUGUGCAGUCAAUCAGAUCUCUACUGACCUAUCAGACAACAUGCUAGACAAAAGCCCCACCUGGCCCCACCCACUUUCUAGUUGUUAGAGGAUCAUGCCAUCUUUGCUGAUGGAACUGGAAGACUAUCAGUUUAGUACACACAGAUUAGCAACUAUCUUGUAUUCCUGCAACAAUUCCAAGAAAAACACCAAACCCCAUUUACAUGCAUAAACAAGGAUUUCGUAUUACUGUAGAGAAAAGGUUGUUUUUCUUCAGCUUCCAACAAAAAGGGAAGGAAAGCAUUGAGGUUAAAAAUGGGUGGGAUUAGCCUCCAAAAUGGUUCCAAAUUAUUAUUUUUAUGCUCCUAUAAGAAUGAAUUUUCUCAUUAAAACUGGUCUGUACUUUUUGACUAGGAUGAUGAGGCACUUAAAAUAAAUGAGGGGAGCAGUGAAUCAAUCUCCCUCUAACAACCUAUCUGAGCAUCUUUUGACAAAACAUGAUCCAGGAAAAAAAUUGCAUGUGAUAAAUAAAAUGUGAUACAUAAAGGAAAAGGAGAUCUCAAAAAAGAGAAGGCAAGAGGCUUAAUAUAGAUAUUGCAUACAUAAAGGUCUAAGUGCCAUAUCAAGUAUACAUCAGCCAAAACUCAGAUGAAAGCGUGGAAGAAUGUUAAUUUUGUGCUUUCAUAAUUGUAGCAUGAUUGUGGAACAUGUAUCACAUAUGUGCUAAUCAAAAUUAAUUUUAGUAAGAACCAAACACAGCAAAAAUGAAGGUAGCCUGUGUGUUCUUGCCCUUUUCAAUACCCUCAGUCCAGUACUUGCCUUUUUUGUUACUUUUCUUGUUCUAGUCAUAUUGGUUGAUGCAACUGCUUAAAGUAAAAUUGGUGCCAAUUAUGAUACUUUAUAAUUUCUGUCUAUUUCUGAAACAGGCUAGUCCCAAGAGUGUACUUCCUAGUCACCUACUUCUUUGCUGAGUUAGUUAUAAAUUCUGAGAAUAUUUUGCUAACUGAAUUUGCAAGUCAUAGCUGGAAUUACAGUUCUGAGCAUCUCUGGAUUGGGGAUGGAGCCAUUCCCAUUAUCCCUAGCAAUAAAAGCUAGCUUUCUCGUUAGUAAUUUAUACUAGAAAACCAACCUCUAAUCCCAAAACUGCUUGAUCUCCUUGUAAUCAAGAAGGUAUAGUGAGAAUAAGUGGUUUGAAGAUUACAACCAAGAUCUAUUCAGUAUGGUCUGAUAUAAUUAUCUUCCUGUGGAAACAGUUUAUCUCAUGUUGGGGGUGGGGGGAUGAUCACAGAUGUAAAAAAAAUCUAUAAAUUAAAUUUUUAAAAACUUUAAAAAGUUGAAAAGCAACAUAGCACUGAAAAUAAAUAAUUUAUUGUUUUUACACAAGGGUAUGUGAAUAGAUGUAAUGAAUUUAUUUAUUCUUAUUUAACAUGGAAUGCUAUUGUGAAAAUUCUUCUAUAUUUAACAUGUUUUGCUACAAUUUCUUUCUCUUUUUUCUUCUUCUCCUGCUCCCACCCCCUGUCUUAAUUUAUGCUUUAUAUAUGAAUGGAAAGUACUAUGUGAACUUACCAACGCACAACACUGGUUACUUUUAUAUUGUUUUUCAAUUGAAUUUUAUUAUGGAAUGUCUGUGUGUAUGUGAAUGUGGUGCAUGCAUGUGUGAGUAUGAAAUCUAGGAUGAAUAAAGAUAUUUGGGUGUAUGGAAGUGUGGCUGUGUCACAUCUAUAAAGAUACAGAAAGCACAUGCAUACAUAAAUAUGUAUGUAUCAGUAUAUUGACAUACAUUAUUCAAUUACAUUUUUCCUUUCUUUAAAACAAACCUACUUCUCAACACAUUCAUAAAACUUUUACUUGUAUUCACAGCAUAUAAUAAGAGAUGUUUUAAGCACCUCUAAGAGCACUCCUAUAAGCCUUCAUUAUUCUGCCUCUGGUGGAUGCUCAUGCUAUCUGAGGCUUUCUUAUGAUAUUGCUUUAGCUAGUAUGAUCAUUAUUGGAAUGAAGAUCAUAGGAAACAAUGCCAUCCUAAGAAUACUUUCCCAGUAUUCCUAUUAUUUAGUAGGAUUCUGAUCAGAGCUGCUUAGGAUUGCUGUCUGUGUGAAAUAUUUCCAUCUUCAGGCAACCUUGACUAACUUGUACAAUAAGCAGCGUUCCUGUUAACCCAGCCUAUUCACAUGAAGCCAUUAAUUGUGAUGUAAAGACAAGCUAUUACCAAGGGCACAAUAGUUGCCACUGGGAAGGCCAAGAGUUGUACCACAACUAGGUGCUGAGUCCUAAUGCUAGGGUUCCCAAUGUCUAGGUGAUGGCUGGGGAUCUCCUGCUUUACAACCUUCAGGUGACAGAGAUUAGGUCACCUGGAGAAAAUGGCUGCUUUCA